AGAAAGGAGGAGGAGGAGGAGGAGGUGGGGAAAGACCUGGAUGAAUUAACAGACUCAGCAGCAGCUGCUGCUGCAAUUCAAGGAGAGACACUGCCAUUCCCUCCACUUGUCUCACACCCACUCCUCAGAAGAGAGGGACGGACAGACGCACAGACGGACAGGGAGAAGGGCAAGGGGGAGCUGCCAGGGGUGCUGCCUAAGGAGCCAGAAGCCACCGAGGAGAGGAGACGGAUGCCUGCUGGGCUGAAGAACAUGGGGACGCGCAGGAAGAGGGGAGAUACUUGUCUGCAUCGCAGCUGCUUUGCGGAUCUCCUUGGGCCGGAGUCACCCAGCUGGAGCCCUGUUGCUGCCUGUUGGGAGGGAGAUUGGGAGUGAAAGAUAAACCAGCUGCUGAUACCCCAGGACUCCAGCCCCCUCCCUUUCCUCCUGGAACCCCUCCCCCCCAUCCUAGCCCCACUGGCCUCUCCCAGACUGCAGAAAUCACAGCCUCAGAAAGGGCUCAUUUUCAGUCUUAGUGUCUCCUGAUUGUCUCAGGCACAAGCCACCCAAGGAGUCUAUAUCAUUGGGCUGAUGUUGAGGGCUCCAGGAUUUUGACCAUCCAUGCGAAGAACCUAUUAUCUGGAUUUCAAAUGCCGUUCCUCUGCUCGGGCACUAGAGACCUAAAUGACUCCAGGAAAAGGCCCUGUGGCUCCUGCUGAAUCGGAGCUGGAUUUGCUUUGCAACUAAAAUAUACCUUUGGUUUCAGUGGGGUUAAAUUCCUUGGCUUGGCCCCAUCUCAGCUUCAGCGAGACGGGAAUUCAUUCCCAGCAGACAAAUGCGUGAAAAGGAGUGAGAAUGUUUUUUUCAUGGGCUCAAACCAUUGUCCCAGGGGUGUUGAUGCACUGGAAGAAAAAAUCCCUGAUUUUAGUUGCUUUCCUCCCAUUUUUGAUCACUUGAAGGAUCACCAGAAGGUGCAGACUGAUGGAUACAGCUACGUUUCUCUUUGCUUUCCACUUCACACCCUUUAAAGGGUGACGAAUGGGCUACUAAAGGGUUGUCCGAGGAGUCGGGACCCUGUCGUUCCUGGCCCACCCUUCACGGUGCAUGGUGUGCUAGUGACAGUGGCCCUGGCAUGUGAUAGACAAUGGCGCUAAGGUCCGGCCUUCCCCUGCACGCAGCAUGUAGCCACCUUCGUGCAUGAGUGACUCCCACUUACUCCUUGUUCUGCCUCCAUGCGACAUGUUGCUCGUGACCAACUAAAAUGGGCACAGGCUGCACUUGGCUGUGGGGAGAGGGGCCCAUGUCCCGCCACUCCUCUGCCAUGCUCCUGACCCCUUUCCUGAUUGCCAUGGCAAUGGCUUUCUCUGAGGCCAGCGCCAGCUGCCCCGUCCUCUGCACCUGCCGCAGCCAUGUUGUGGAUUGCAGCGGGCAGCGGCUCUUCUCAGUGCCCCCCGACCUGCCCCUAGACACCAGGAACCUGAGCCUGGCACAUAACCGCAUCACCACCAUCCCGACGGGCUACCUCACCUGCUAUGGUGAGCUGAGGGUGUUGGACCUAAGGAAUAACUCCCUGGUGGAGCUGCCCGCUGGGCUCUUCCUGACUGCCAAGCGGCUGGCCCACCUGGACCUGAGCUACAACAACUUCAGCCACGUGGCCGCUAAUAUGUUCCAAGAAGCCAACAGUCUGGUGAGGAUCGACCUGAGCCACAACCCGUGUCUGCGAAAGGUGCACCCCCAGGCUUUCCGGGGGCUAGCCCAGCUACGUGACCUGGACCUCAGCCAUGGGGGGCUGUCCUUCCUCAGCCUGGAAGCCCUGGAGGGUCUCCCGGGGCUGGUGACCCUACAGAUCGGGGGCAACCCCUGGGUUUGUGGCUGCACCAUGGAGCCGCUCCUGAAGUGGCUGAGGAAUCGUAUCCAGCACUGCACCUCAGAUUCCCAGCUGGCCGAGUGCCGUGCCCCACCCGAGGUGGAGGGAGCCCCCUUGUUCUCACUGACAGAGGAGAGUUUUAAGGCCUGCCACUUGACCUUGACGUUGGACGAUUAUCUCUUCAUUGCCUUCGUGGGCUUCGUGGUCUCUAUUGCCUCCGUGGCCACCAAUUUCCUGCUGGGCAUCACUGCCAACUGCUGUCACCGCUGGAGCAAGGCCAGCGAGGAUGAGGAGAUAUAGGCGCACGCUCCUGGCCACAGUGCCCUUCCCCCAACGGCUGGGGAGAUGCCGUUGAGAGCUGGGGCUGGCUGGCUGUGCUCCACCACGAUUCAUGCCUGGUGCUGUCACAAGCUGCUCCAUCCUCUAUCCGCAGCUGCAGCCGGCUGGGGAUACUAACUCAUCUCUGAUCCCAGUCCCUUCUGAUCCCCCAGUUGCUGUGCCCAGCGGGGCAAGGCCUGUGAGGCAAGGAGAUCUAGCCGUGCCUUGUAUUAGCCUCUUCACACUGCCGGCGGCAUUGGAGACAGCCAACGAGCCAAGGCCCAACGCCACUCGCAACACGGAUGGGCUGCCAGAACCCAUGUCAGUCGCCAGUUCUCCUCUUCACCAUGUUCUGCACACUCAUACGCAAAAUCCACCUCCGCACAUGCACCCCCUUCUGUGCCAGCUCUUGCACCACAUCUCACUAGCAGCCUAAAACGAGGAGGUGGGCGGGGGAAGGGAAUAUAUAUGGCAAACGUCAAGUGGAUUUGCAACAGCCGUAGCUCUCCAGGGUUGGACAGCUACAGCCCAUCAGGUCUGUUUGCGGCUGUAGGGACUGUGGCCAGGGACACUGUGGUAUCCAGAGUUGUAGCACUAAUACGAGGCCUGUGACGUGGCAUCUCUGAGGGCCAGAAAGGCAGGUUUAACUCUGAGGAAUGGCCCCAUCACUGAGACGUACCAUUGUUUGGUUGGAGGAGAUGUCAGAGCAAAGGUCUGCUGUUUUCUAAUUGGUCCUUGGCUAGAUGGCCAUUGGUGUUGAGGGAGAUCUGCCUGUGCAUGGUUCUCUAGAUGCAGAGUUGAGUUGAGAAGUCAAUAGGUCAAGGGGACUCUAGAGUUUGAACUUGGUCAGUCACUCAAGACUAAGGGUCAGGGCAGGGGUGAGGUGUACUGGCAAACCUGAGGGGGAAGUAUGAGAUGGAGUAACAGGGCGGGUUAGGACUGAAGGAUGUCAGCAGAACUGGUGGGGGACCCCAAGGCUGGGACAGCAGGGGGCCGUGGGUUGGGAUUGAGGCACGUUAACAGAGCUGUGGAUGAAAGGUAUCAGCAAAGCUGAGGGUUGGGGGGAGACCAGCACUGGGACAGCAGAGGGCUGCAGGUCAGGCCUGAUGGGCAUCACCAGAGCAGUGUGUGAACGGGAAGCCCAGGAGUGGAAUAGCAGGGGGACUAUAGGUCAGGAUAGA
This is a messenger RNA of Chrysemys picta bellii (western painted turtle), 3345 nucleotides long. RefSeq names its product leucine rich repeat containing 55 (gene LRRC55). The record is from RefSeq and is a predicted model, not a curated record. NCBI's taxonomy places the organism in Eukaryota, Metazoa, Chordata, Testudines, Emydidae. Gene Ontology annotation, cellular component: voltage-gated potassium channel complex. Gene Ontology annotation, molecular function: transmembrane transporter binding; voltage-gated potassium channel activity; potassium channel activator activity.